Rotaria sp. Silwood1 is the source of this 525-nucleotide messenger RNA. Lineage: Eukaryota; Metazoa; Rotifera; Eurotatoria; Philodinida; Philodinidae. The record is from the annotation of a GenBank genome assembly.
AUGAGAAAAGUAAUACUUUUUAUAGCUGCUAGUAUAGAUGGUUUUAUAGCAAGAGAAGAUGGAAAUAUUGAUUGGUUACCACCAAUUAAUAAUGAAAAUAAUGAUGAUUAUGGAUAUAAAUCAUUUUAUGAAAAUAUCGAUGUUACGUUAAUCGGAAGAAAAACUUAUCAACAAAUAUUAACUUUUCCUGGUCACUUUCCUUAUCCAGAUAAAAAAAAUUAUGUUUUUUCUCAUGAAAAACAAAAAGCAAAUGAAUUUGUUGAGUUUGUUAAUGAUGAUGUUUAUGAAUUUGUUAAUCAAUUAAAAAGCCAAUCUGGUAAAGAUAUAUGGUUAGUUGGUGGUGCUCAAUUAAAUAAAACAUUACUUAACUUAGGUUUAAUUGAUGAAAUUAUAUUGACUAUAAUUCCAAUUGUUCUUGGUAAAGGUAUUCAUUUAUUUGGACAACAAUCUAUUGAACAGCAAUUUAAAUAUUCCGAUACAAAAAUAUUUCCAUCUGGUUGUGUUCAAAUCAAGUAUACUAUUUAA